UUGUUCGUUUUACUCGCCAAAAAGUGAUUCAAUCAACCCAUCAAAAUGCAUAUGAUAGCAAUCGGCAAACUGAUCAUGAUGAGAGUCAAAGUCUACAGACUAAUGAGAGCUAAAGGUAUAGCCCGAGGAAAAUCUUACCUAUCUUUCAUCGAUAGACUUCACUACUGGAACGCCAAAUGGCUGCAUUGUGGCUGCAUCAAAACACACUUUCGUGUGAAUCGAGAUAAACCUUACAUCAUCAAAUUGUUCAAAAUGUACGUGACGAUGACAACUGCAGGCACAUUUCCGCAUUUUGUAUUAACAGCCAUUCUAGGGUUUAUUGGUGGAAUUAUACUUAGCUAUGCGUAUUUUUUCAUGAGCGCUGUUGUCUUGGAUAUGUCAACGUACUCGGCAUUUUAUGUUAGUGCCUUUUUGUGUAUUUUUUUAACCAUUGGAAUGGCCUUUUUUGAAGGCGUAAGAUGCGUUGUAAUGAGCGUAUUACCAGAAACAUGCACUUCGAGAGCUCGAGCCAUGCUGAUCUCGAUCGCUUUAUUCCUUCUCAUUUCAGGACCCGGAUCAAAUAUCCUAUUCAACACCAGACAACUGACUGACACAAUAGCUUGUACACAGGAGCAAGUAGGAGCAAUCAGUCACAAUUUGACCGAAUUGUACAAAAAACCAAUACGAAUCAUGAAGCAGGGUAUAAGUUACCUAAUGAAAUCAAUUAAACCAGUCAUAGAUAAAUUGAAAAGCAUUGUUUCGUGGAUUAAAGAUGCAGUAUUAACAAUCGCUAGGAUUAUAAAAAAAGUUUCCAAGUGGCUGGCUGUAUUCAAAAUCAAUUGCCAUACGAUAGGAGGAAUUCCACUUGAAAUUUGUACAAGAACCAUAGACAAAUGGUUAAAAAGUUGCGAGGACACGUUCUGGAAAGAAGUGUGUAGUCCGAUCAAGAUCCUUACUUGGAUUUGCUUCCCUUUCAAAACUAUCGCUACAAUAUGCGCUAUUAAAAAUUUUAUCAAAGAGAAUAUUUUCGAUGUUUUGAAAGCCAAAAUUAAAGACCUGGGUCAUUUCCUGAAAACAAUCUUCUACGUGAAGGUCUCCUUUCACCAUUCUUACAACUUCAAGACAAAUCAAAGUAAAUCGUUGAGGGAUGUUUACAAAGGUGUUCACGAGAGUCAGAAACAACGUUUGCAAUUCUUCCUAGGUAUCAUACAUUUCAUGAAGUUCGUGUUGGGCAUGUAUAUAGCUUAUGUUUUGAUCACAGCUUUCAUCUAUCGAUACAGAUUCUUCUAUCAGACUCGUUAUGAUAAUCGUCACGUCAACCAAUUUCUCAUAGAUCUCGAUACGAAACGGGCCACCAUCAAUAGACAAACUCUGUUUCCAUUAACAGCAUCAGAAAAAACGACCUAUGUCGCACUUUCUUCGCUGAGAUUAACUGCAUUAGAACGUAGAUCAUUUCUGAGGGGAUCAGUUUAUUUAAUUAUGGCUUGUUUGAAAACUUCUUUUAUUUUCUUGAUAGACGUAUUCUUAUUCUUCAUUUUGGAUUUGGUGCAUAACCAUGGCAGAAUAUCAUUUUACUUUGGAAGAGAUAAAUCGAUAUUUGGAGCUGAAGGAAGUGGAUUUUUUUACACCCUGUAUAGUCUGUUCAAUAACUUAUUCAACGUAUUCGAUAUCGAACUACGUUUUGAUACAGGCCCCUGCCUACCUCAAGCUAUUCCUGUUGAUUAUCUAGUCUACCAAAGAAUCGCAGUUAUAAUGGGAUUUGCAUGGGUCAUGUCUCUAAUGCAGCCAUUCGCUUUACGUUUUCGUAACUACGUUAUGUCUAAUUAUUAUCCGCAUAUAGCUCGUCGAAGAGCAGUUUGGCUGUAUAAUCAUAUUUUACAAACUAGGGGAGUCUUUUCGCAGUACGUUAGACGCACCUUGUUCACUAGAGGAGCAAUUGGAUUACGUUCUGAGAAACCGGAUCCGUAUAAAUGGCUCAUUGCCAGGUAGAUAUCAACACAUUACGUAUCGAAACUCUCGC
Messenger RNA from Planococcus citri (citrus mealybug), 1999 nucleotides. Its product is annotated as DC-STAMP domain-containing protein 2-like. Lineage: Eukaryota; Metazoa; Arthropoda; Insecta; Hemiptera; Pseudococcidae. Gene Ontology annotation, cellular component: membrane. The coding region runs from base 46 to 1968 and encodes 640 amino acids. The record is from RefSeq and is a predicted model, not a curated record. The transcript is spliced from 12 exons.